CCAAAGCAACAAGGUUUCUCUUUGAAAUGUUUCAAAAAUGUCUCCGCUCUCUCCAGCCAUGCUGGGUUCGCCCGGCGCCAGCCUGCAGAGUGCCAUCAAUGCCACGGUGGGCACGGGCCCUACCGGCAGCUCCCCGGGUUCCUCCAUGAACAGUGGCGGUGCCAGCAGCGGGCACAUCGACCCCAGUUCCAUGCAGCGGGCCUACGCUGCCCUGGGCCUGCCCUACGGUAACCAGUCCCCUGCUCAGGGACAGGGAGGACCUGGAGGACAGAACACAGCCCAGGGGGGGCAGCAGCUACGCUCCAUCAAUGCACUAGGCACUAACAUGAACAUGGCCGGAGGAGGGGUGGGCGUGCCCUCAGAGACCGGCAUGCUCUCGGACUCAUCGCUCCCCUCGUCGCUCAACAAACGGGUUGGGCAUGGGGGGCAUGGGCAACCUGCCGGGGCCAACCCUCUCUCUGCCUCGGGGGUGAGGAAGACGUGGCACGAGCACGUCACUCAGGUACGCACCCACCUGGUGCACAAACUAGUACAAGCCAUAUUCCCCACCCCAGACCCCGCAGCACUGAAGGAUCCGGGGAUGGAGAACCUGGUGGCGUACGCUAGGAAGGUGGAAGGGGACAUGUACCAGUCUGCCAACAGCAGGGACGAGUAUUACCACUUCCUGGCGGAGAAGAUCUAUAAGAUCCAGAAGGAGUUGGAGGAGAAGAGGCGCUCGCGGCUCCAGAAGCAGCCUGGCCCCAUGGCAGUGGGGGCCCCAGGGGCCAGCAGCAGCCUGGCAUGCCCCCUCAGCGAACUCAUGGGUCCUGGCCAGUCCCCACGGCCAGCCAAUGGAUCUGUGCCUAUGCCCAACGUGCCAAAUCAGAUCAUGCCCCGCAUGCAGGUGUCUCAAGGAAUCAAUCAGUUCAACCCCAUGGCGAUGCAGAACGUGCAGAUGUCCCAGGCGCCCAUGCAGAUGUCCCAGGCGCCCAUGCAGAUGUCCCAGGCGCCCAUGCAGAUGUCCCAGGCGCCCAUGGGGGCCCGCGCCGCCUCGCCCAUGAACCACUCGCAGCAGAUGAACAUGAGCUCUGUCCCAGCGAUGGGCAUGUCCCCAUCCAGGAUGCCCCAGGUGCAAGGCAUGAUGGGACAGCACGCCAACAGCAUGGUGGGACAGACAGCCAAUCAGAGCCAGUUCAUGCCCCAGAGCCAGUUCUCUCCCAACACCGCCUGGCGGGGAAUGAUUAUGAACAACCUGGGCUCCCUCGGCCAGCCGCAAGCACAGGCAGCUGUCACUCAGCCCCCCUGCCCCGCGCCACCCCUCCACCCAACGCCUCGGCUAACCUGCUCCAGCACCCCCACUCCCACCCACCCCCCAGGCUCAGCCUUCACCGUCCUCCACCCCCACUCACGUCCCCAGCGGCGGCCUCCCCGCCCGGCCCCCCUCGACCCUGGGCAUGCAGUCCCCUGCUGCCCCUCCCAGCCGCUCACGCCCCUGCAGCAUCAGCAGCCGGGGACCCCCAGCCAGACGCAGCCCAGCUCAGUGCAGCCCCCCAGCACGCCGCUGUCCCAGGCGCCAGCCAGUAUAGAUAAUCGCAUGCCCACCCCAGGCUCGGUGGCAGAGGUCCACUCCCAACAGGCCCCACCAGACAUGGCCCAAACGGAGCACAAAGCCGAGCACAAAGCCGAGCACAAAGACGAGGACGACGACGACGACGAGGAGGACGACGACGACGAGGACGACUGUGGCUCGGGGAAAAAGCAGCCCAGCGACUUCAAAAUGGAGCAGGACGAAGACACAAAAGACACCAAACCCCUCACGGUCAAGGAGGAGGAGCCAGAUGGGGCGGAGCCUAAGCAGGAGCCAAUGGAGACAAAGGAGGGGAAGAAGCCGGAGAUUAAGAAGGAACCCAAAGAGGAGGAGGAGGGCGGGGUCAACGGCACGGCAGCGUCCUCCUCCCCCACCCAGAACCGCAAAAAAAUCUUUAAGCCAGAGGAGCUGCGCCAGGCCCUGAUGCCCACACUAGAGGCCCUCUACAGACAGGACCCAGAGUCUCUGCCCUUCAGACAGCCUGUCGACCCCAUGCUGCUGGGCAUCCCUGACUACUUUGACAUAGUGAAGAAACCUAUGGACCUGUCCACUAUAAAGCGUAAGCUGGACACGGGUCAGUCGGAACCCUGGCAGUACGUGGAAGACAUCUGGGUCAUGUUCAACAAUGCCUGGAUCUACAAUCGCAAGACGUCCCGCGUCUAGUACUGCUCCAAGCUGGCCGAGGUGUUUGAGCUGGAGAUAGACCCCGUCAUGGUCAGCCUGGGCUACUGCUGCGGCAGGAAGUUUGAGUUCUCACCCCAGACCCUCUGCUGCUAUGGCAAGCAGCUGUGCACCAUCUCCAGAGACGGAACCUACUUCAGCUACCAGAACAGGUAUCACUUCUGUGAGAAGUGCUUCAACGAGAUCCAGGGCAAUAACUCACCCGGGAGACGACCGGCACAGCCACAGACGUAAUAUGAUACUAAAGAGCAGUUUGAAAAGAAGAAAAACGACAUGUUGGAUCCAGAACCGUUUGUUGAAUGUAAAGACUGUGGACGGAAGAUGCACCAGAUCUGUGUGCUGCAUUAUGAUGUCAUCUGGCCAUCGGGCUUCAUUUGRGACAUCUGUCUGAAGAAGUCCGGCAAGACGAGGAAAGAGAACAAGUUCGCGGCCAAAAGGCUACAGACGACGAGGUUGGGCAUGUACAUCGAGGACCGGGUGAAUAAGUACUUGAAGAGGCAGAACCACCCUGAGGCCGGGGAGGUGUUUGUACGGGUGGUGGCUAGCUCCGACAAAAAUGUUGAGAUCAAACCUGGCAUGAAAUCUAGGUUUGUGGACUCGGGUGAAAUGCAGGAGACCUUCCCUUACAGAACCAAAGCACUUUUUGCGUUUGAGGAGAUUGACGGUGUGGACGUGUGUUUCUUCGGUAUGCACGUCCAGGAGUACGGUUCCGAGUGUGCCUUCCCCAACACCAGACGGGUUUACAUAUCGUAUCUGGACAGUAUUCACUUCUUCAAGCCCCGGGCGUUGAGGACGGCAGUCUACCAUGAGAUCUUGAUAGGGUACCUGGAGUACGUUAAGAAACUGGGCUAUGUGUAUGGUCAUAUCUGGGCGUGCCCCCGUGAAGGGGACGACUACAUCUUCCACUGCCACCCGCAGGACCAGAAUCCCAAGCCCAAGAGGCUGCAGGAGUGGUACAGGAAGAUGCUGGAGAAGGCCUUCGCAGAGAGGAUCCUCCAUGAUUUCAAGGACAUCUUCAAGCAGGCCACGGAGGACCUUUCCAGUGCCAACGAGAUGCCCUACUUCGAAGGCGACUUCUGGCCCAACGUGCUGGAGGAGAGCAUCAAGGAGCUGGAGCAGGAGGAGGAGAGGAAGAAGGAAGAGAACGUGGUCUCCUGUGAGACCCCCGAGCACACUGCUGACAGCAAAAACGCCAAGAAGAAGAACAACAAGAAGACCAAUAAAAACAAGAGCAGCGUGAGCCGAGCCAAUAAGAAGAAGCCUGGCAUGCUCAAUGUAGCCAACGACCUGUCCCAGAAGCUCUACUCCACCCUGGAGAAACACAAGGAGGUGUUCUUUGUGAUCCACCUGCACGCGGGACCCUCGGUCAACACCCUCCCCCCCAUCAUGGAUCCAGACCCCCUGCUGACCUGCGACCUGAUGGACGGCCGCGACGCCUUCCUCACCCUGGCCCGGGACAAGCACUGGGAGUUCAGCUCUCUGCGGAGGUGCAAGUGGAGCACCAUGUGUAUGUUGGUGGAGCUGCACAACCAGGGCCAGGACCGCUUCGUCUACACCUGCAACGAGUGUAAACACCACGUGGAGACGCGCUGGCACUGCACCGUCUGUGAGGACUUUGACCUAUGCAUCAACUGCUACGCUGCCAAGGGCCACGAGCACAAGAUGGUUAAGUGGGGCCUCGGGCUGGACGACGACAGCAACGGCGCGGGUGGUGCCGGGGGCGAGGCCUCCCAGAGUCCCCAAGAAUCRCGUCGCCUCUCCAUCCAACGCUGCAUCCAGUCCCUGGUCCACGCCUGUCAGUGCCGCAARGCCAACUGCUCGCUGCCCUCCUGCCAGAAGAUGAAGCGCGUGGUGCAGCACACCAAAGGUUGCAAGCGCAAGACCAACGGUGGCUGCCCCGUGUGCAAACAGCUCAUCGCCCUGUGCUGCUACCACGCCAAACACUGCCAGGAGAACAAGUGUCCUGUGCCCUUCUGUCUGAACAUCAAGCACAAGCUGAGGCAGCAGCAGCUCCAGCACCGCUUACAACAGGCUCAGAUGAUGAGGAGAAGAAUGGCCACUAUGGCCGGGCGGGGAAUGGCACCUCAGAGCCUGCCGUCGCCACCUACCUCAGCAACCCCCGGCACCCCCACCUCGGGCGGACAGACCCCCAGCACGCCCACCCACACCCCCCAGGCCUCCUUACCCAUCACCCAGCCCCAGCAGCAGCCGCCCCCCAACGUAACAGCCGGCAUGGCCCAACAACAACCCGGCUUUCCCAACAACGGGCGCACCAGCCAGCCGCCAACGCCGGUUCCACAAGGGGGAAAGCCGGGGCCCCAGUCUUCCCCUCUACAUCAGGUGCAGUCGCCCCUGCCCAACAUACCCAACAUGCCCCCCCAACAACAACAACAGAUUCCACAACAACAACAACCGCCCCCGCUGGCCGCUCUGAAGAUGGCCCGGCACAUAGAGAUGGUGGCCAAGGCCAAGCAGCAGCAGCAGCAGCAGCAACAGAACUACAACAUGAACAUGCCCAAUGGUGUGCCCAUGAACCACCCCCGCAUGGUGGGGCCUAUGCAAGGCCAGAUGGGGCCAGGGCAGAUGCAGCAGAUGAUGGGGCCCCGGGGCCCCCAAGUGAUGCAGCAGGGCCAGUGGGGCCCCCAGGGGGGGAUGCAGCAGAACCCCCUCCAGAACCCCCAAGCGGUCCAACAACAGCAGCAAGGCCUACCCCAGCAAGGUGGCCCCAUGGCCCCCCAACAGGCUCAGGGAAACUCCACUCAGUUGAUGCAGCAGCGGCCCAUGAUGCAGCAGCAGCCCGGUCUUCAGAUGCCUGGUGGGGUCCACAUGCCCCCCCAGGGUCCCCCUCAGCAGCAGGGCAUGACGUCCCAGCAACAAGGGGGCAUGCCCCGGGGCAUCCCGGGAAAUAUCGCCCCCAAUGCCCUGCAGGACCUCCUGAGGACCCUCAAGUCGCCCAGCUCUCCCCAGCAGCAGCAGCAGGUGCUCAACAUCCUCAAGUCCAACCCCCACCUCAUGGCCGCCUUCAUCAAGCAGCGCACGGCCAAGUACCAGGCAAGCCAACUACCGGGCCAGCAGCAGCAGCAGAACCCACAACAACAACAGCAGAACCCCCAGGCGAUCCUGGGAGGCCAGGCUGGGAUGCAGGCAAUGGCUGCUGCCAUGCAGGCUGGGGCGGUGCAGCAGAGGCCGGGGGUGGGCAUGCCCCCCCAGCAGCAGCAGCAGCCUGGCCCUCAGCAGCAGCAGCAGCCUGGCCCUCAGCAGGUUGGUGGCCCCCAGGGUAUGGCCGCCAUGGGCCCACAGGGACAACAGCUGAUGAACGCCGCCGCACACAACGGCAACCCCCAGCUCUACCGCAGGCAGCUGCUCCGGAUGCAACAGAUGCAGCAGCAGCAGCAGCAACAGCAACAACAACAACAGCAGCAACAGCAGCAAGGAGCCAUGCCCCAGGGCCUUCCAGGCCAGUUCCCCCAGCAGCAGGGAGGAGCAGCCAGCUACUCCCAGCUCCGCAUGCAGCAGCAGAGGGCCAUGCAGCUCCCCCCCAUGGCCCAGAUGGGGCAGCCCGGCAUGGGCAUGGACGGGCCCCAGACCCAAAACCUCCUCCAGCAGAGGAUGCUCCAGCAGCAACAGCAGAUGCUGAAGCAGCAGAUGGGCUCUCCAGCCCAGGCCAACUCCAUGAGCCCCCAGCCCCACAUGCUCCAAGGACAGCCCCAGGGAGGAGCUCACCUGCAUGGCCAGGCAAUGGGCAACGCCCUGGGCAACCAGGUUAGGUCUCCAGCCCCGGUGCAGUCGCCCCACCCUCCCUCACAGCAGACCCCACAUUCCAGCCCCUCCCCCCGGAUACAGCCCCAUCCCUCACCCCAGCACGCCAACCUCCACUCCGGCUCACCCCACCCCAGUCUGGGCGGCCUCAUGCCAGGCUCCAUGGACCAGGGACACAUGGGCACGCCCGAGCAGAGCGCCAUGCUCCCGCAGCUUAACACGCCCAGCCGUGGCAGGCUUAGCAAUGACUUGAAUAUGGUGGGCGACACCACAGGAGACACACUCGAGAAGUUUGUUGAAGGAUUGUAGCAUUUUGUGACGAGACUUGUUUGGUUUCUCGGUUUUCCACAAAUAACUUUUUGUACUGACUGCUAUGUAAAGAGAUGAGGCCUAAGGACUGUGAACCUUUACUUAAACCAAGGGACUGCUAUUUCUUCCAACAAAACGGAGGGAUUUGAAUAAUUAUUGCUGUUAAAGAGGAGAAUGGGAGGGGGACACAUAUUUUGGGGUUCAGACCAGCCAUGAAAAUAAUUUUCUUUAAUUUGUGUUUUUUUUUWAUGUCUCUGGUAUGGACUUUUUUAAAUGACACCUCUUCAAAACAAGUCUUUCAUUUAAUUUUUCAAUGUUUUUAUUUUGUACCUUUGCAAAAAAAAUCAUAGCGUUUUUGUGUUGAAGAUUGUAAAAUAAUUUUGUCUGAAUUUUUUGUGCCAGGUUUUYCAUCUUUGCUCCCUCUUCAUUCCUGGCUAAUUUAUUAUUCUAAUGUACCAUUUUUUCAAAAAGGGCACAUGCCUUUAGGUGAGACUUAUUUUCUUUCCGUACUGCAGAAGAGUCCUUGUGGGGUAUUAACGUAUUUGUAUAGAGCUAGGAACUAUCGCACACCCAAACACCAUGUUGAGGUGAACAACUGACUCUCACAAAUGCUCCUUCAUCCACAGCUGCCAGAAUGUUCGUUUUCUACUGGCUUGGAACCAGUAUUUCUGUCCUCCAGAUGUUGGACAUCUUUGUUGCUUUGUUUAUCCUUCAAUCUGAAGUCUUGAUUCCCCCCCCCCCCCCCCCCGAGCUUAACUGUGGCGAGGGUAUACCUUUUGGCCUGCUUGCUGAUUUUGGAUUGGAGAGCGUUCUGUGCAUCUUUUUUCCUCUUGCAUUAAACUUGAAUUGAGGUGAAACUGUUCAUGUUGUAAAUCAUGCAGGUUGACAAUGUAAAUAUGCAGAAAAAGAAGAAUGAAUCACUGUACAAACUGGUUAAAAAUGACUCAUUUCGUACUUAUAUACCAUAUUGUUAAAUAAACUGUGUGCAAAC
This is a messenger RNA of Salvelinus sp. IW2-2015, 7307 nucleotides long. Lineage: Eukaryota; Metazoa; Chordata; Actinopteri; Salmoniformes; Salmonidae. The record is from RefSeq and is a predicted model, not a curated record.